Molecule: messenger RNA, 4224 nt
Organism: Lontra canadensis (Northern American river otter)
Lineage: Eukaryota; Metazoa; Chordata; Mammalia; Carnivora; Mustelidae
Gene: ADAMTS10
Product: ADAM metallopeptidase with thrombospondin type 1 motif 10
Exons: 24
Coding region: 14-3565 (1183 amino acids)
Biological process (GO): proteolysis; extracellular matrix organization
Cellular component (GO): extracellular matrix
Molecular function (GO): metalloendopeptidase activity
Source: RefSeq, a predicted model, not a curated record
GUAUCCUUGUAGCAUGGGGAGGAUGAGGGGUUGGGGACAGGGAGAGGAAAUGCCAGGGGCAUCCCGGGUGCUGGGAGGAAUGGGCUUCAGCACUGGCCACACUGGGCAGCAGGACAAGGCACCCGCCCCCGCCGACCCAAAUCCUCCCUCCCAGGAGCCCGGUGAUGCUGCCCAGGCUGUGAACAGGGGAGGCGGUGCUGUGGGGGCUGCCGGCAGCCGGGGCUGGAGAGAGACAUGUGGACACGUGGCCUCUAUGGCUCCCGCCUACCAGAUCCUCCGCUGGGCCCUUACCCUGGGGCUGGGCCUCACAUUCGAAGUCAUACACGCCUUCCAGUCUCAAGAUGAGUUCCUGUCCAGUCUGGAGAGCUAUGAGAUCGCCUUCCCCACACGAGUGGACCACAAUGGGGCCCUGCUGGCCUUCUCGCCCCCCGCGCCCCAGAGGCAGCGUCGGGGCAUAGGGCCAGCCCCAGAGUCCCGCCUCUACUAUAAGGUGGCCGCGCCCAGCACCCACUUCCUGCUGAACCUGACGCGCAGCCCCCGCCUUCUAGCAGGGCAUGUCUCCGUGGAGUACUGGACACGGGAGGGCCUGGCCUGGCAGAGGGCUGCCCGGCCCCACUGCCUCUACGCCGGCCACCUGCAGGGUCAGGCUGGCAGCUCCCAUGUGGCCAUCAGCACCUGUGGGGGCCUGCAUGGCCUGAUUGUGGCAGAUGAAGAAGAAUAUUUGAUCGAGCCCCUGCAAGUUGGGCCCAAAGGGACCCAGGGCCCAGAGGACAGUGGCCCCCAUGUGGUGUACAAGCGCUCCUCUCUGCGUCACCCCCACCUGGACACAGCCUGCGGAGUGAGAGAUGAGAAGCCAUGGAAGGGGCGGCCAUGGUGGCUCCGUACCCUGAAGCCGCCCCCCGCCAGGCCCCUGGGGAAUGAGACCGAGCGUGGCCAGCCAGGCCUGAAGCGCUCCGUCAGCCGCGAGCGCUACGUGGAGACCCUGGUGGUGGCUGACAAGAUGAUGGUGGCCUACCACGGGCGCCGAGAUGUGGAACAGUACGUGCUGGCCAUCAUGAACAUUGUUGCCAAACUUUUCCAGGACUCAAGUCUGGGAAACAUCGUUAAUAUCCUGGUGACACGCCUCAUCCUGCUCACGGAGGACCAGCCGACCCUGGAGAUCACCCACCAUGCCGGGAAGUCCCUGGACAGCUUCUGUAAGUGGCAGAAAUCCAUCGUGAAUCGCAGCGGCCAUGGCAAUGCCAUUCCGGAGAACGGUGUGGCCAACCACGACACAGCAGUGCUCAUCACACGCUAUGACAUCUGCAUCUAUAGGAACAAGCCCUGUGGCACACUAGGCCUGGCCCCCGUGGGCGGCAUGUGCGAGCGGGAGAGGAGCUGCAGCAUCAAUGAGGACAUUGGUCUGGCCACCGCCUUCACUAUCGCCCACGAGAUUGGACACACGUUUGGCAUGAACCACGACGGUGUAGGGAACAGCUGUGGGGCCCGUGGCCAGGACCCGGCCAAGCUCAUGGCUGCCCAUAUCACCAUGAAGACCAACCCUUUUGUGUGGUCAUCCUGCAGCCGCGACUACAUCACCAGCUUUCUGGACUCAGGCCUGGGGCUGUGCCUGAACAACCGGCCCCCCAGACAGGACUUCGUGUACCCCACGGUGGCACCCGGCCAGGCCUACGACGCAGACGAACAGUGCCGCUUCCAACAUGGAGUCAAAUCGCGUCAGUGUAAAUACGGGGAGGUCUGCAGCGAGCUGUGGUGUCUGAGCAAGAGCAACCGGUGCAUCACCAACAGCAUUCCUGCAGCAGAGGGCACGCUGUGCCAGACGCACACCAUCGACAAGGGGUGGUGCUACAAGCGCGUGUGCGUCCCUUUCGGGUCGCGGCCGGAGGGCGUGGACGGAGCCUGGGGCCCGUGGACCCCGUGGGGCGACUGCAGCCGGACGUGCGGCGGCGGCGUGUCCUCCUCCAGCCGUCACUGCGACAGCCCCAGGCCAACAAUCGGGGGCAAGUACUGCCUGGGUGAAAGACGGCGGCACCGCUCCUGCAACACCGACGACUGUCCCCCAGGCUCCCAGGACUUCCGGGAAAUGCAAUGCUCUGAAUUUGACAGCAUCCCUUUCCGUGGAAAAUUCUACACGUGGAAGACAUACCGAGGAGGGGGCGUGAAGGCCUGCUCACUCACAUGCCUGGCCGAAGGCUUCAACUUCUACACAGAGAGAGCGGCUGCCGUGGUGGACGGGACGCCCUGUCGCCCUGACACAGUGGACAUUUGUGUCAGCGGCGAGUGCAAGCACGUGGGCUGCGACCGGGUCCUGGGCUCCGACCUGAGGGAGGACAAGUGUCGGGUUUGCGGUGGUGACGGCAGUGCCUGUGAAACCAUUGAGGGGGUCUUCAGCCCAGCCUCACCUGCAGCUGGGUAUGAGGAAGUCGUCUGGAUCCCCAAAGGCUCCGUCCACAUCUUCAUCCAGGACCUGAACCUCUCCCUCAGUCACCUGGCCCUGAAGGGGGACCAGGAAUCCCUGCUGCUGGAGGGGCUGCCUGGGACCCCCCAGCCCCACCGCCUGCCCCUGGCUGGGACCACCUUUCAGCUGCGACAGGGGCCAGAUCAGACGCAGAGCCUAGAAGCCCUGGGACCCAUAAACACAUCUCUCAUCAUCAUGGUACUGGCCCGGACAGAGCUGGCUGCCCUCCGCUACCGCUUCAACGCGCCCAUUGCCCGAGACGUGCUGCCUCCCUACUCCUGGCACUAUGCGCCCUGGACCAAGUGCUCGGCCCAGUGUGCCGGCGGCAGCCAGGUGCAGGCCGUGGAGUGCCGCAAUCAGUUGGACAGCUCGGCGGUGGCCCCCCACCAUUGCAGCGCCCACAGCAAGCUCCCCAAGAGGCAGCGUGCCUGCAACACGGAGCCUUGCCCACCAGACUGGGUUGUAGGGAACUGGUCCCGCUGCAGCCGCAGCUGCGAUGCGGGGGUGCGUAGCCGCUCAGUGGUGUGCCAGCGCCGGGUGUCAGCCGAGGAGGAGAAGGCGCUGGAUGACAGUGCGUGCCCGCAGCCGCGCCCACCAGUUCUGGAGGCCUGCCAAGGCCCCGCUUGCCCGCCCGAGUGGGCUGCCCUGGACUGGUCAGAGUGCACCCCCAGCUGCGGGCCAGGCCUCCGCCACCGCAUUGUCCUGUGCAAGAGCUCCGACCAUCGCGCCACGCUGCCCCCUGCGCACUGCCCGCCCGCAGCCAAGCCACCAGCCACCAUGCGCUGCAACUUGCGCCGCUGUCCCCCAGCCCGCUGGGUGACAGGCGAGUGGGGCGAGUGCUCCGCGCAGUGUGGGAUCGGGCAGCAACAGCGCGCGGUGCGCUGCUCCAGCCACACCGGCCAGCCGUCGGGCGAGUGCGCAGAGGCUCUGCGGCCCCCGUCCACACAGCAGUGCGAAGCCAAGUGCGACAGCGCGCCCCCCGGGGACGGCCCCGAAGAGUGCAAAGACGUGAACAAGGUCGCCUACUGCCCCCUGGUGCUCAAAUUUCAGUUCUGCAGCAGAGCCUACUUCCGCCAGAUGUGCUGCAAAACCUGCCAUGGCCGCUAGGGGGCGCCCCCCCAGAGCUACCGCUGGGCGCCGACUGGAGGGGACCCCGCCCGCAUCUGGCCAGCCUGAAGGAGCCCGAGGGGGCGGGAGCUGGGAGUAAAGGAUGAGACGAAGCCGGAAGUUAUUUAUUGGGAACCCCUAAAGGGCCCCUGGCUGGGGGAUGGAGAGGGGCUACCCACCCCAGGGCCCCUCCUCAUCCCCUCUCCCAGUUCAUAGUGAGACCCCCUCCAGGGUGGGUUUGAGAAGGGAACAACUGUUCGCCCUAGAGCCCUUUUCACCCACUCCUAGGGAGCCCCUAAUACUACCCCCCCUUUGACCGGAAUAUGUACUGUGAAGAGUGGGGGUGGGGAGGGGGUCUGCCUGUGUCCUGCCCCCAGCACUGCCCUAUCCCUCCACUCUGAGCUGGGGGCGGGGGAGGGGGAGGGUCUAUGUCCGCUAUGGGGGAGGGGGAUUAGCACCACCUCCCUGACACCCUCCCCCUGACCAGACCAGCUACAAGGCUGAGGCAGAGCUGGCAAGAUCCACCACAACCUCUGCCCUGCCUGCCCCAGGGGGACCCCGACAUCCAGGCGCCCCCAUCAUGGUGCUACAGACCCCGCCCUGGGGCCCACACACCCCUCGCCAGGAAGCCCUCCAUCAAUAAAGUUCUGUCUUGUGUA